This is a messenger RNA of Ogataea parapolymorpha DL-1, 1323 nucleotides long. Its product is annotated as Proline dehydrogenase, mitochondrial. Gene Ontology annotation, cellular component: mitochondrion. Bases 1 to 1323 code for a protein of 440 amino acids. The transcript has a single exon. NCBI's taxonomy places the organism in Eukaryota, Fungi, Ascomycota, Pichiomycetes, Pichiales, Pichiaceae. Gene Ontology annotation, molecular function: FAD binding; proline dehydrogenase activity. The record is from RefSeq and is a predicted model, not a curated record.
AUGCUCAGACUGAAAGCGCUCGUCUCCCGCCCGCUGCGACCAGGCCCUGCUCUGCGUCCGCGGGCGCCGCUAGUGGCCCACCGUCUCCAGUCAUCGGGCAAAUCCUAUCUCGACAGUCUCACCACGCCCGAGCUCCUGGGCUACGGCGUGAUCGGCCUGGCCACUCUGUCCAAGUCCACGCUCAACACGGUCAUUUCUCUUUUCCCAUACGCGCCGCUCUGGCUCGUCAAGCUGCUCGUCUACCGCAAUUAUUGCGGCGGAGACAACCUUGCACAGGUUCUCCAAACAGGCGACCGCCUUGCCCAGCGCGGCAUCCAGAACAUGAUGCUGUCGCUGACGAUUGAGGCAUGCGACGGCACACAGACGUCGGUGCCGGUCAGCCAGAUCGUCGAGCAGACGCAGCAGUCGAUUUCGCAGGUGCUAGUUCCGCACACGGCCAAGAUGAUCUCAAAGGCUGCGGACAUCAACUCCGUGCCGCCGGGUUACGUUGCGCUCAAGCCAACGGGACUGAUUGAUGACGCGGCCGAGAUUUUGCGUAACCACAACAACGCCAAGUACGACGCCGGGUACCAGCAGCUGCUGAGCAACUGUCGCGACAUUUGUCGUGUCGUGGCACAGGAAAAUGAGAAACUGGCCAAACAGUAUCCAGGCAGAACGGCUCCGUUUGUGGCGGCCGUGAUCGACGCUGAGCGCAGUGAUCUCCAACACGGCGUGUACAGACUCCAGAGAGACCUGUUCCGCGAGUUCAACCAUGGCAAAAUUAACGUUAUUGGCACUGUCCAGAUGUAUUUGCAGGAAUCGAGCCACAUUCUUGCUGAAGAAGAGAAGCUGGCACGUAAGGACGGGUACCUGCUGGGCUGGAAGCUCGUGAGAGGUGCAUAUAUCCACUCAGAGCCGGACAGAACGGUGAUUUUCGCAACAAAACAGGAAACCGACCAGAAUUACGACGCAGGCAUCGCCGCCUCGAUCGCCAACAUGAGCUCGGAAAAGCCAGCCGUGGGGCAUCUCGUUGUUGCGUCGCACAACAGAGAGUCGCAACUCAAGGCCACACAGCUGCUACAAAAGGCCGACGCGCGCGUCCGGGCCAAUGUAGUCCUCGGCCAGCUGCUUGGCAUGGCCGACAACAUCACGUUCGAGCUCAUGAACAGGUACGACGUCAAGAACGUGAUCAAAUACGUUCCUUGGGGCCCUCCGAAGGAAACCAAGGAGUAUCUCUUGCGAAGACUCGAGGAGAAUGGUGACGCCGUCAGAAGCGACAACGGCUGGCCAUUCCUUAAACAGGUCGCCAAGGCUUUGUUCAGAAGACUCCGCCAUCAAUCAUAG